Molecule: messenger RNA, 3941 nt
Organism: Lethenteron reissneri (Far Eastern brook lamprey)
Lineage: Eukaryota; Metazoa; Chordata; Hyperoartia; Petromyzontiformes; Petromyzontidae
Product: probable ATP-dependent DNA helicase HFM1
Molecular function (GO): ATP binding; nucleic acid binding
Source: RefSeq, a predicted model, not a curated record
CGAUCAGUUUCUGAAAUUACGUUGCCUUACAGAAAUAUUUUCAAGGAGUUUCCUUUCUUCAACUUGGUUCAGUCUCGUGUCAUGAAUGACAUUCUGUACACAAACAGACCUGUAGUGGUUUGUGCUCCGACUGGCUCUGGAAAGACUGUUAUUUUUGAGCUGGCCAUCAUUCGUCUCCUAAUGGAAUGCCAAGGACCCUGCUGCAAUGCGAAAGUGAUCUAUAUGGCCCCCAUCAAGGCACUGUGUCGGGAGAAAUUCGAAGACUGGCAGAACAAGUUCGGAGCACUGGGCAUUCAGUGCAAAGAGCUGACCGGAGACACGGAUGUCGAUGACUUUUUUGAGAUACAAAAUGCCCAAAUAAUAUUGACAACGCCGGAGAAAUGGGACAGCACGACAAGGCAGUGGCACGACAGGUCUCUCGUGCAGCUCGUGAGGCUGUUUCUGAUUGAUGAGGUGCACACAGUGGGGGAUGAGUCACGUGGUGCCACCUUGGAGGCGGUGGUCAGCAGAAUGAAGACGCUUCACAAUCUUGUCCCUCCAACCUCCACGAAGGACGCACUUCAGCCACCGCAUGCCUGUGCCGGAGUGCGGAUCGUCGCCCUGUCAGCCACCAUUCCCAAUAUAGAAGACGUUGCCGAGUGGUUGUCUGAUAGGGAUGGAACGGCCACCUUCAUAAAAUUGGGCGAAAAACAUCGCCCUGUGAAACUUCGCAAAAUCGUGUUGGGAUUUCCUUUCUUUCGUGCGCAGACCGCCUUUAAGUUCGACUUGAUACUCAACUACAAGCUGGCAAGAAUUAUACAAACAUAUUCUGAGCAGAAGCCAACGCUCAUUUUCUGUGCGACCAGAAGAAGUGUCCAGCUGGCUGCAGCCACGCUGGCUAAAGAUGCCAAAUUCAUGAUUGAUUCCCAGCACAGGCAGAGACUGCAGGUGCAUGCUUCUUACCUGAAGGAUAUCAAGUUGAGAGAUUUGCUGACGAAAGGAAUUGCAUACCAUCAUGCAGGAAUGGAAAUGUCUGAUCGAAGAAACAUUGAAGACGUUUUCUUGCGAGGAGAACUGCCAGUACUGUUCUCCACAAGUACACUGGCUAUGGGUGUCAACCUUCCUGCACACCUGGUCAUCGUCAAAUCGACGAUGCACUACACCGGGGGAGGCAUGCUGCAAGAAUAUAGGGACACAGAUAUUCUACAGAUGAUUGGCAGGGCAGGAAGACCGCAGUUUGAUGUUUCAGCCACUGCCGUGAUACUGACAAGAAACGAAUUGAAAGAAAAAUAUGAACAAAUGCUCAGUGGGACCCAGAAACUAGAAAGCAGUUUGCACAUGAAUCUAACAGAGCACCUCAAUGCAGAGAUCGUCUUGCACACGAUCACAGAUGUCAACGUGGCAUUGGAUUGGAUCCGAUCCACAUUCCUGUACGUUCGGGCACUCAAAAACCCAAAGUAUUACAAAUUUGCCGCUGGUCUGAGCAAAGAGGAUAUUGAGAAGAAACUUCUGCAAGAACUAUGCUUAGAGAGUUUGAACUCACUGGCCACUUACAAGCUAAUUUGUAUGCAGAACGGAUAUAUUAAGCCAACAGAUGUCGGUAGAUUGAUGGCUUCCUACUACAUGGCAUUUGACACCAUCAAGCUGUUUGGCACUAUACAGGGAUCGGAAGCCAUCCAAGACCUGGUGACGCUCAUCUCAAGCUGUCGAGAGUACAAAGACAUCGCACUCCGCGUCAAUGAAAAGAAAGCCCUGAACACAUUGAACGUGGCCAAAAAGCACAUCAUACGAUUUCCAAUGCCCGGUAAAAUAAAAACCAGUGAAAUGAAAAUCAACUGUCUCAUUCAAGCUCAGCUGGGAUGUGUCCUCGUGCAAGAUUUUGCGUUGAUACAGGACACUGCGAAAAUCUUCAGGACUGGAAUCAGACUUACAAAAUGUCUCGCCGAAUUUUUGCAACAAAAGGAUAAACGGAAUAACUUCCAGGCCGUGCUGAAUGCAGUCCAACUCACGAAAUGUUUUCGUGCAAAGCUUUGGGAGAAUUCACCUUCCGUUUUAAAACAACUUGAAAAAAUCGGCUUCUCAAUGUCCAGCGCACUGGUCAACGCUGGAUUGACAUCUUUUGAGAAAAUUGCAAACACUCAUGGGCGGGAAAUUGAGUUGAUAGUGAACAGACACCCUCCAUUUGGGAACCAGAUGAAAGACGCCGUUCAGCAUCUUCCCAAGUACCAAGUCAGCAUGGUGCAGGGUCACCGGCACUACAAGGCUGUGGCUGAGGUGAUGAUCACAGUGGUUCUGAAGAACUUUGCGGAGCUGCAGUCCCAGCGCACAGCUCCGGACAGCCACAUCUGCACGCUGCUGAUGGGCAACUCCGACAACAACCUCGUCCACCGGCAAAUCAUCACAGACGACAUGCUGCUGAGAACGGGGAGUUGGAUGAAGAAGCUGGAAGUUGUUCGGCCGGAAAAAAGUGACAAGCUCGACAUCCACCUUCUCAGCUCGACGUACGUUGGUAUGGACAUCCAUCAGAGCUUCACUCCAUCCUACUCGAGCCCACGCACCCCUGGGCUCUAUGGGAAUGAGAGGCAUCUGCAGGCCCAGUCCCUGCAUGCUGCUACCUGUGAGAAACCAAAGACGUCUGUCUCAGCAGCAGGAGCAGCAGCAGCACAAGCAGCCGGCAAUGUGAAGCAACUUGCUGGCUUGGAUGAAUCCAAGAGAGGCUGUCUUCAUAACUGCAAAAACAAACAAUCGUGUGGGCACGAGUGCUGCAAAGGAAAUGUGGCCAGGUCAACGCCGCUGGCGCCUAGCACCUCGAGCGCUCACGUGCGGAGCUACUUGAGUGAACUCAAAAGCAAGAGCGUGAGUCUAACCGGCGUUCCAGAUAACAAAAGGCUCAAGGUUUGCUCUAUAAAGGGGGGAAUCUCAGUGAACAUAUCCAAGUUUGCUUACGCCCCGAAGCCUCAGUGUGGACCGCAUGACGACAGAUGCAGUGGCCCUUCUGAGCUGCUGUCGCCUCAAGGCGAAUUGGCUGUGACUGCUGGUGACAAGAGUGUGGAUGACACGUCGGGGUCCAGAGAGUUGCCAAGGGGGGUGGACAAACUCCGAUCUCCCUUGAGCGUCGCUCAUAUUCCGGUUCCAGCAUUUCAACAUCAAGACGACAGUCGAGUCGACAAGAGGGAUGACAGCCGUAAGAAGAGAUCUUACGACGACAGAAGCUCAGGACUUGAUGUGCAGUGGAAUCUUCCGGAGCGGCGUGUUCGAGCCGCCGUUCUGCCUUGUGUCGCACGGGCCAGUCAACCUCUGCCGACGAAUUCCGAGCGGGUGGCAUGCGCUGAGAAAUCAUGCGGCGGUUCCAAAAGUCGCAUGUUCUUGUCUCCAAGCUCCACUUGUGUUCGACCGAAGGAAGACGCCGAGGACGCAAUGAAGAACUUUCUGGAUAUCUUUAGAGGGAUCUUCUGAGUUGGUCAAUUGAUUUUGAAACGUCUGAUCGCGGUGUUCUAGUAAAAUUGCGUCACUUAUAUUCUUUACGGAUGAUCACAACAGUAAUUUCCGUGCCUGCAACACAACUUGUAUAUCUUCUUGGUUCUUUCGGUAAAGUCACGUAGAAGGGAAGUAGUAAAAUAAUAAAAAUAAAACAUAAUAAAACAAUUCUCACGACGUUUCGGCCACAACGCAAGCAGCCAUCCUCAGGUGAAUAAACAGGUCUGUCGGAAAGACAGCGUCGUGAGAAUUAUUUUAUUAUGUUUUAUUAUUUUAUUAUUUCCCUUCUACGUGACUUUACCGAAAGAACCAAGAAGAUGAAUCCCUGCAGUCACGAAAGCUUUAAAUCGAAAUACAACUUGUAUAGGUCUGGUAACGUGUUUUACAAUGUAGGCUAUCUAAUAAAAACACUUCACGGUUGCUGUUGAAUAUCUAAUCCUCUGAUUGUGUUACCAGCUGCAGUAACAUGUCCUAGAGACGUAAUG